Molecule: messenger RNA, 1960 nt
Organism: Nicotiana tabacum (common tobacco)
Lineage: Eukaryota; Viridiplantae; Streptophyta; Magnoliopsida; Solanales; Solanaceae
Source: RefSeq, a predicted model, not a curated record
ACAUGGAUGUGUUGCCUAUUCAUCCGGGACCCUACAGCGAUGCGCUACUCUCGUUACAGGGCGAUCAUAGGUCCGCCCAUAUAUAGGAGGGUAAGUUACUAACCGAUACUCUCCGCGCCAGGAGAGUGGACGACAUGUGGGACUUUCUGCAUGACAGAGUUCUCCAUGAUCGGGUAGUCGCGCCUGCGGGACACGGGUUUCUACAGGAUGAUUGAGAUUGGGCGGCUGCAGCUCGAUUGGGCUUUGCUCACGGCCUUGAUAGAGCGGUGGUGACCAGAGACGCAUACAUUCCACCUGCCCAUUAGCGAGGCCACCAUCACACUGCAGGACGUGGAGGUGUUAUACGGGUUUCCCUUAGAUGGACUGCCCGUUUCUCUGCCGGAGGGCAUGAGAGAGAUGACACAUGUGCAGUACCUGGACUUGCUGUAGCGGCUCACAAGUUUCCGGUCAGAAUAUGAGACUGUGUUGCAUGGGACCAGUCGUUUUCCGUUGACAACUAUUCGACUAUGGUGGGAGGCAUUGCAUCCUCAGAUCGAUGGCGCUACACUAGAUGAUCAUGUUGACAGGCAUACGAGGUUGCUGCUACUCCUGUUGUUUGGAGGGGUCUUGUUCCUGAACACUUCGGGGAACCUAGUCAGCUUGAGAUUUCUUCAUCAUCUUGAGCGGCUAGAUGAUUUACCCCAGUACAGCUGGGGAUCUACUGUUCUCGCCUACUUAUACAGAUGCAUGUGCCGGGCGAGCAUGGGUACCCAGCAUGAGGUUGUUGGAUUCUUGCCGCUACUACAGGUUUGGUCCUGGGAGCGGUUCUUGCAGUUGCAACCACCUCUACCACCAUUAGAUCCGGAGUUGCUCCCUCUAGCUAGGAGGUGGGUACGCCAGCGACGACAUACGCGCGAGUACGAGGCUCGACAUAAUCUCUCCUUGUGCAGGGAUAUAUUGGAUUUGUUGGAUGGCGCACAGUUCAUCUGGACGCCAUACAGCGACGCGCUGAUAGCUUGCUUGCCCGAUUGUUGCUCAGUUGGCUGUGAUAUUUGGGCCUCUUCCGUCCCGUUAUCCUGCCUUAAUAUUGUGGAGCAUCAUGCCACCAAGCGGGUACUUCGCCAAUUUGGCAAGCUGCAGCUCGUACCGACAGCGCCCACCUGGGAGGCCAUAUAUUACUAGCGGGAUGAUUGUCACGGGGUGGACGACGCAUAUUUGGCAUGGCUACAGGAUCAGAUAUUUACUUGGGACCAGCGAUUAGAGCUGAUUCCGCCCCCUUCCACAAACUCUGGAGGAUGCUGAGCAUGAGUAUCUGCCCUGGUACCGCAACUUUACCCAACGUUUCAUCGGGAACCCCAUUCACCGAGCUGGCAGUCAGUACGUUCCAUACGUCGAGAGGCACGGGGAACUGAUAUGUUAUUUGGUAUUCUUACUUAUAAUUGUGAUAUAGCAUUCUAUAAUUUAUAUUUUUACAUGUUAUGCAGGAUAUUAGUCUACAUUUAGUCCACCAGUUGGGACUGCAGAUGCAACAGCAUGUCAGCGAUCCUGCGAUCGCUUUGCAGGAGUAUAGCCGGCAGUUUACGGAGCUGGCUGCCCGGACACUACAUCGAGCUAGAGAGAAAGAGCGCUUAGAGAACGCCCCUGCUUAUAUUGUGCCAGAGAACUACCAUAGGGUAGGCCCGUAGCAAGACAGAGGGGACGAGGCAGGGGUGCCCCACGGGGUCGUGGGGACCGGCGAGGAGGAGGUCCCCUGUCACGCCCCAAACUUGGGGAGGCUUAGUUGGCACCCGAUGUCGAGCUGGCCCGAGCGAACCACUCUGUAACUCAUAAUUAUUCGAUCAAAAGUAGAAGAUACCUAGUUCAAAUUAGCUGAACUCAUUCUUUUUGUAACUAUCAUGGGCCAACAUGACUAACAACUCAUAAUAUACAACUGUAAGUGGGCAACACUGUAUCAAUAAAACUAUCGUUCUUAAGACAUGAA